AUGGUAACUUCCAGCUCUAGUAGAACAUCUACUGCUGCUCUUCUCAGCAGCACAGCUAAGAAGACAACAGCUUCUCCCACCACGGUCCUUAUAGAAACAUUCACCACUGCUCCUGGGACAAGCCCACCCCCGGCCACCUCCUCAGGGAUGACUCUGACCACUGAUCUGGACAACACUUCUACUCUGACCACAGCUUUGUCCACCUCUACUCUGGAAACAACCUCAAAUGCUAUUUCUACAGCCCCUUCAACAUCUCAGGCAACCACUUUGGUCAUGUCUACCACCACAAUGGAAAGCUCCAGCACUGCUGCCCACUCAACGUCUCCUUCUGAGACAACAGCUGCACCUUCAUCCACCGUAACAAAAACACCUGCUUUUGAGACAACCUCCACGCUCCUCUCCACCAGAGCAGAAACCUCCAGCCCAGCUGCAGCAAGGACCACUGUGGUCACUUCCAGCCCGGGAACAUCUGCUGCUGUUCUUCGCAGCACCACAACUAUGGAGACAACAGCCUCUCCCACCACAGUUCUUGCAGAAACAUCCUCUUCUGCUCCUGGUACAAGGCCAUCUCCUGCCACCACCUCAGCGGUGACUCUGAGCACUGCUCUGGACAACACUUCUCCAACUCUGAGCACAGAUACACCUAUCUCUACUGUGGAAACCAUCUCCACUGCUACCUCCAGAGCCACCUCAGUCCCUGAGAAAACCACUGUGGCCACCUCCACCAUGAUAGAAACCUCUCCCAUGGCCAUCCAUUCCACAUCUGCUCCUGAGACGACAGCCUCACCCACUUCCAGUCCAACACAAAUCUCUGCUCUUGAGACAUCACCCACACUCCUCUCCACCACAGCAGAAACCUCCAGCCCAGGUGUUGAAACAACCACUGUGGUCAAUUCCAGCCCACCUGGAACCUCUGCUGCUGCUCUUCUCACCAUGAGUGCUAUGGAGACAGCAGCUUCUCCCACAUCGGUCCUUGCAAAAACAUUGUCCUCCACUCCUGGGACAAGGCCUCCUCCUGCCACCACCUCGGACACUACCCCAACCACUUCUCAGAGCAACACUUCUCCAACUUUGAUUGCAGCUACAGCCACCUCUACUCUGGAAACAACCUCCACUGUUACCACUAGAACCACCUCGACACCUCAGGCAACCACUGCAGACAUCUUCACCAUGAUGGAAACCUCCCCGGUGGCUGCCCACUCCACAUCUCCUCCUGAGAUGACAGCUGCACUCUCAUCUACUCCAACACAAACACCUGCUCUUGAAACAACCUCCACACUCCUGUCCACCAGAGCAGAAACCUCCAGCCCAACUCCUGCGACAAACACCACGGUCCCUUCCAGCUCACCUGAAACAUCUGCUGCUGUUCUUCUCAGCACCACUGCUAAGGAGUCAACAGCCUCUCCCACCACAAUCCUUGGAGAAACAGUCUCCUCUGCUCCUCAGACAAGCCCACAUCCUGCCACCACCUCAGUGGUGACUCUGAGCACUGCUCUGGACACUUCCCCACCUGUGACCACAGCUAAACCCACCUCUGCUUUGGCAAAAAUGUUCACUGCCACUACUACAGCCACCUCAACCCCUGCGGCAACAACUGUGGCCAUCUCCCCCAUGAUGGAAACCUCCAUCUCAGCCGCCAAGUCCACGUCUCCUCUUGAGACUACAGCUGCGCCCUCGUCCACUCCAACGAAAACGCCUGAUCUUGAGACAACCUCCACACUUCUCUCCACCAGAGCAGAAACCUCCAGCCCAGGUCCUGAAGCAACCACCAUGGUAACUUCCAGCUCUAGUAGAACAUCUACUGCUGCUCUUCUCAGCAGCACAGCUAAGAAGACAACAGCUUCUCCCACCACGGUCCUUAUAGAAACAUUCACCACUGCUCCUGGGACAAGCCCACCCCCGGCCACCUCCUCAGGGAUGACUCUGACCACAGAUCUGGACAACACUUCUCCUACUCUGACCACAGCUUUGUCCACCUCUACUCUGGAAACAACCUCAAAUGCUAUUUCUACAGCCCCUUCAACAUCUCAGGCAACCACUUUGGUCAUGUCUACCACCACGAUGGAAAGCUCCAGCACUGCUGCCCACUCAACGUCUCCUUCUGAGACAACAGCUGCACCUUCAUCCACCGUAACAAAAACACCUGCUCUUGAGACAACCUCCACAAUCCUCUCCACCAGAGCAGAAACCUCCAGCCCAGCUGCAGCAAGGACCACUGUGGUCACUUCCAGCCCUGGAACAUCUGCUGCUGUUCUUCUCAGCACCACAACUAUGGAGACAACAGCCUCUCCCAUCACAGUUCUUGAAGAAACAUCCUCUUCUGCUCCUGGGACAAGGCCAUCUCCUGCCACCACCUCAGCGGUGACUCUGAGCACUGCUCUGGACAACACUUCUCCAACUCUGAGCACAGAUACACCUAUCUCUACUGUGGAAACCAUCUCCACUGCUACCUCUAGAGCCACCUCAGUCCCUGAGAAAACCACUAUGGCCACCUCCACCAUGAUAGAAACCUCUCCCAUGGCCAUCCAUUCCACAUCUGCUCCUGAGACGACAGCCUCACCCACUUCCAGUCCAACACAAAUCUCUGCUCUUGAGACAUCAUCCACACUCCUCUCCACCACAGCAGAAACCUCCAGCCCAGGUGUUGAAACAACCACUGUGGUCAAUUCCAGCCCCCCUGGAACAUCUGCUGCUGCUCUUCUCACCAUGAGUGCUAUGGAGACAGCAGCUUCUCCCACAUCGGACCUUGCAAAAACAUUGUCCUCCACUCCUGGGACAAGGCCUCCUCCUGCCACCACCUUGGACACUACCCCAACCACUUCUCAAAGCAACAUUUCUCCAACUUUGAUUGCAGCUACAGCCACCUCUACUCUGGAAACAACCUCCACUGUUACCACUAGAGCCACCUCGACCCCUCAAGCCACCCCAGGGGCCAUCUCCACCACGACAGAAAGCACCCGCAUGGCUGUCCAGUCCACAUCCUCUCCUGAGAAUAGUGCUGCACCAUCUUCAAACCCCACCCAAACACCUGCUCUUGAAACAACCUCCACAAUCGUGUCCACCAGAGCAGAAACCUCCAGCCCAACUCCUGCGACAAACACCACAGUUCCUUCCAGCUCACCUGAAACAUCUGCUGCUGUUCUUCUCAGCACCACUGCUAAGGAGUCAACAGCCUCUCCCACCACAAUCCUUGGAGAAACAGUCUCCUCUGCUCCUCAGACAAGCCCACAUCCUGCCACCACCUCAGUGGUGACUCUGAGCACUGCUCUGGACACUUCCCCACCUGUGACCACAGCUAAACCCACCUCUGCUUUGGCAAAAAUGUUCACUGCCACUGCUACAGCCACCUCAACCCCUGCGGCAACAACUGUGGCCAUCUCCCCCAUGAUGGAAACCUCCAUCUCAGCCGCCAAGUCCACGUCUCCUCUUGAGACUACAGCUGCGCCCUCGUCCACUCCAACGAAAAUGCCUGAUCUUGAGACAACCUCCACAAUUUUCUCCUCUAGGGCAGAAACCUCCAGCCCAGGUCCUGAAGCAACCACCAUGGUAACUUCCAGCUCUAGUAGAACAUCUACUGCUGCUCUUCUCAGCAGCACAGCUAAGAAGACAACAGCUUCUCCCACCACGGUCCUUAUAGAAACAUUCACCACUGCUCCUGGGACAAGCCCACCCCCGGCCACCUCCUCAGGGAUGACUCUGACCACUGAUCUGGACAACACUUCUCCUACUCUGACCACAGCUUUGUCCACCUCUACUCUGGAAACAACCUCAAAUGCUAUUUCUACAGCCACUUCAACUUCUCAGGCAACCACUUUGGUCAUGUCUACCACCACGAUGGAAAGCUCCAGCACUGCUGCCCACUCAACGUCUCCUUCUGAGACAACAGCUGCACCUUCAUCCACCGUAACAAAAACACCUGCUCUUGAGACAACCUCCACAUUCCUCUCCACCAGAGCAGAAACCUCCAGCCCAGCUGCAGCAAGGACCACUGGUGUCACUUCCAGCCCUGGAACAUCUGCUGCUGUUCUUCUCAGCACCACAACUAUGGAGACAACAGCCUCUCCCACCAUAGUUCUUGAAGAAACAUCCUCUUCUGCUCCUGGGACAAGGCCAUCUCCUGCCACCACCUCAGCAGUGACUCUGAGCACUGCUCUGGACAACACUUCUCCAACUCUGAGCACAGAUACACCUAUCUCUACUCUGGAAACCAUCUCCACUGCUACCUCCAGAGCCACCUCAGUCCCUGAGAAAACCACUGUGGCCAUCUCCACCAUGAUAGAAACCUCUCCCAUGGCCAUCCAUUCCACAUCUGCUCCUGAGACGACAGCCUCACCCACUUCCAGUCCAACACAAAUCUCUGCUCUUGAGACAUCACCCACACUCCUCUCCACCACAGCAGAAACCUCCAGCCCAGGUGUUGAAACAACCACUGUGGUCAAUUCCAGCCCACCUGGAACCUCUACUGCUGCUCUUCUCACCAUGAGUGCUAUGGAGACAGCAGCUUCUCCCACAUCGGACCUUGCAAAAGCAUUGUCCUCCACUCCUGGGACAAGGCCUCCUCCUGCCACCACCUUGGACACUACCCCAACCACUUCUCAGAGCAACACUUCUCCAACUUUGAUUGCAGCUACAGCCACCUCUACUCUGGAAACAACCUCCACUGUUACCACUAGAGCCACCUCGACCCCUCAAGCCACCACAGGGGCCAUCUCCACCACGACAGAAACCACCCGCAUGGCUGCCCAGUCCACAUCCUCUCCUGAGAAUAGUGCUGCACCAUCUUCAAACCCCACCCAAACACCUGCUCUUGAAACAACCACCACACUCCUGUCCACCAGAGCAGAAACCUCCAGCCCACCUGCUGAAAUGACCACUGUGAUCACUUCCAGCCCACUUGGAACAUCUGCUGCUGCUCUUCUCACCACCACAGUUAUGGAGACAACAACCUCUCAUCCAUCGGUCUUUGAAGAAAAAUCCAGCUCUGCUCCUGGGACAAGAUCACCUCCUGUCACCACCUCGGGGACUGCCCUAGACAGCACUUCCCAAGUUCUGGCAGCAUCUACAGCCACCUCUACUCUGGAAACAACCUCCUCUGUUACCACUAGAACCACCUCGACACCUCAGGCAACCACUGCAGACAUCUCCACCAUGAUGGAAACCUCCCCGGUGGCUGCCCACUCCACAUCUCCUCCUGAGAUGACAGCUACACUCUCAUCUACUCCAACACAAACACCUGCUCUUGAAACAACCUCCACACCCCUCUCCACCAGAGCAGAAACCUCCAGCCCAGCUCCUGCGACAAACACCACGGUCCCUUCCAGCUCACCUGAAACAUCUGCUGCUGUUCUUCUCAGGACCACUGCUAAGGAGUCAACAGCCUCUCCCACCACAAUCCUUGGAGAAACAGUCUCCUCUGCUCCUCAGACAAGCCCACAUCCUGCCACCACCUCAGUGGUGACUCCGAGCACUGCUCUGGACACUUCCCCACCUGUGACCACAGCUAAACCCACCUCUGCUUUGGCAAAAAUGUCCACUGCCACUGCUACAGCCACCUCAACCCCUGCGGCAACAACUGUGGCCAUCUCCCCCAUGAUGGAAACCUCCAUCUCAGCCGCCAAGUCCACCUCUCCUCUUGAGACUACAGCUGCGCCCUCGUCCACUCCAACGAAAACGCCUGAUCUUGAGACAACCUCCACACUUCUCUCCACCAGAGCAGAAACCUCCAGCCCAGGUCCUGAAGCAACCACCAUGGUAACUUCCAGCUCUAGUAGAACAUCUACUGCUGCUCUUCUCAGCAGCACAGCUAAGAAGACAACAGCUUCUCCCACCACGGUCCUUAUAGAAACAUUCACCACUGCUCCUGGGACAAGCCCACCCCCGGCCACCUCCUCAGGGAUGACUCUGACCACUGAUCUGGACAACACUUCUCCUACUCUGACCACAGCUUUGUCCACCUCUACUCUGGAAACAACCUCAAAUGCUAUUUCUACAGCCACUUCAACAUCUCAGGCAACCACUUUGGUCAUGUCUACCACCACGAUGGAAACCUCCAGCACUGCUGCCCACUCAACGUCUCCUUCUGAGACAACAGCUGCACCUUCAUCCGCCUUAACAAAAACACCUGCUUUUGAGACAACCUCCACGCUCCUCUCCACCAGAGCAGAAACCUCCAGCCCAGCUGCAGCAAGGACCACUGUGGUCACUUCCAGCCCUGGAACAUCUGCUGCUGUUCUUCUCAGCACCACAACUAUGGAGACAACAGCCUCUCCCACCACAGUUCUUGAAGAAACAUCCUCUUCUGCUCCUGGGACAAGGCCAUCUCCUGCCACCACCUCAGCGGUGACUCUGAGCACUGCUCUGGACAACACUUCUCCCACUCUGAGCACAGAUACACCUAUCUCUACUCUGGAAACCAUCUCCACUGCUACCUCUAGAGCCACCUCAGUCUCUGAGAAAACCACUGUGGCCACCUCCACCAUGAUAGAAACCUCUCCCAUGGCCAUCCAUUCCACAUCUGCUCCUGAGACGACAGCCUCACCCACUUCCAGUCCAACACAAAUCUCUGCUCUUGAGACAUCACCCACACUCCUCUCCACCACAGCAGAAACCUCCAGCCCAGGUGUUGAAACAACCACUGUGGUCAAUUCCAGCCCACCUGGAACCUCUACUGCUGCUCUUCUCACCAUGAGUGCUAUGGAGACAGCAGCUUCUCCCACAUCGGACCUUGCAAAAGCAUUGUCCUCCACUCCUGGGACAAGGCCUCCUCCUGCCACCACCUUGGACACUACCCCAACCACUUCUCAGAGCAACACUUCUCCAACUUUGAUUGCAGCUACAGCCAUCUCUACUCUGGAAACAACCUCCACUGUUACCACUAGAACCACCUCGACACCUCAGGCAACCACUGCAGACAUCUCCACCACGAUGGAAACCUCCCCGGUGGCUGCCCAGUCCACAUCCUCUCCUGAGAUGACAGCUGCACUCUCAUCUACUCCAACACAAACACCUGCUCUUGAAACAACCUCCACACUCCUGUCCACCAGAGCAGAAACCUCCAGCCCAGCUCCUGCGACAAACACCAUGGUCCCUUCCAGCUCACCUGAAACAUCUGCUGCUGUUCUUCUCAGGACCACUGCUAAGGAGUCAACAGCCUCUCCCACCACAAUCCUUGGAGAAACAGUCUCCUCUGCUCCUCAGACAAGCCCACAUCCUGCCACCACCUCAGUGGUGACUCCGAGCACUGCUCUGGACACUUCCCCACCUGUGACCACAGCUAAAUCCACCUCUGCUUUGGCAAAAAUGUUCACUGCCACUGCUACAGCCACCUCAACCCCUGCGGCAACAACUGUGGCCAUCUCCCCCAUGAUGGAAACCUCCAUCUCAGCCGCCAAGUCCACCUCUCCUCUUGAGACUACAGCUGCGCCCUCGUCCACUCCAACGAAAACGCCUGAUCUUGAGACAACCUCCACAAUUCUCUCCUCCAGGGCAGAAACCUCCAGCGCAGGUCCUGAAGAAACCACCAUGGUAACUUCCAGCUCUAGUAGAACAUCUACUGCUGCUCUUCUCAGCAGCACAGCUAAGAAGACAACAGCUUCUCCCACCACGGUCCUUAUAGAAACAUUCACCACUGCUCCUGGGACAAGCCCACCCCCGGCCACCUCCUCAGGGAUGACUCUGACCACUGAUCUGGACAACACUUCUCCUACUCUGACCACAGCUUUGUCCACCUCUGCUCUGGAAACAACCUCAAAUGCUAUUUCAACAGCCACUUCAACAUCUCAGGCAACCACUUUGGUCAUGUCUACCACCACGAUGGAAACCUCCAGCACUGCUGCCCACUCAACGUCUCCUUCUGAGACAACAGCUGCACCUUCAUCCGCCUUAACAAAAACACCUGCUCUUGAGACAACCUCCACAAUCCUCUCCACCAGAGCAGAAACCUCCAGCCCAGCUGCAGCAAGGACCACUGUGGUCACUUCCAGCCCUGGAACAUCUGCUGCUGUUCUUCUCAGCACCACAACUAUGGAGACAACAGCCUCUCCCACCACAGUUCUUGAAGAAACAUCCUCUUCUGCUCCUGAGACAAGGCCAUCUCCUGCCAUCUCCUCAGCAGUGACUCUGAGCACUGCUCUGUACAACACUUCUCCAACUCUGAGCACAGAUACACCUAUUUCUACUGUGGAAACCAUCUCCACUGCUACCUCUAGAGCCACCUCAGUCCCUGAGAAAACCACUGUGGCCACCUCCACCAUGAUAGAAACCUCUCCCAUGGCCAUCCAUUCCACAUCUGCUCCUGAGACGACAGCCUCACCCACUUCCAGUCCAACACAAAUCUCUGCUCUUGAGACAUCAUCCACACUCCUCUCCACCACAGCAGAAACCUCCAGCCCAGGUGUUGAAACAACCACUGUGGUCAAUUCCAGCCCACCUGGAACCUCUACUGCUGCUCUUCUCACCACGAGUGCUAUGGAGACAGCAGCUUCUCCCACAUCGGACCUUGCAAAAACAUUGUCCUCCACUCCUGGGACAAGGCCUCCUCCUGCCACCACCUCGGACACUACCCCAACCACUUCUCAGAGCAACACUUCUCCAACUUUGAUUGCAGCUACAGCCACCUCUCCUCUGGAAACAACCUUCACUGUUACCACUAGAGCCACCUCGACCCCUCAAGCCACCACAGGGGCCAUCUCCACCAUGACAGAAACCACCCGCAUGGCUGCCCAGUCCACAUCCUCUCCUGAGAAUAGUGCUGCACCAUCUUCAAACCCCACCCAAACACCUGCUCUUGAAACAACCUCCACACUCCUGUCCACCAGAGCAGAAACCUCCAGCCCAGCUCCUGCGACAAACACCAUGGUCCCUUCCAGCUCACCUGAAACAUCUGCUGCUGUUCUUCUCAGCACCACUGCUAAGGAGUCAACAGCCUCUCCCACCACAAUCCUUGGAGAAACAGUCUCCUCUGCUCCUCAGACAAGCCCACAUCCUGCCACCACCUCAGUGGUGACUCUGAGCACUGCUCUGGACACUUCCCCACCUGUGACCACAGCUAAACCCACCUCUGCUUUGGCAAAAAUGUUCACUGCUACUACUACAGCCACCUCAACCCCUGCGGCAACAACUGUGGCCAUCUCCCCCAUGAUGGAAACCUCCAUCUCAGCCGCCAAGUCCACCUCUCCUCUUCAGACUACAGCUGCGCCCUCGUCCACUCCAACGAAAACGCCUGAUCUUGAGACAACCUCCACAAUUCUCUCCACCAGGGCAGAAACCUCCAGCGCAGGUCCUGAAGAAACCACCAUGGUAACUUCCAGCUCUAGUAGAACAUCUACUGCUGCUCUUCUCAGCAGCACAGCUAAGAAGACAACAGCUUCUCCCACCACGGUCCUUAUAGAAACAUUCACCACUGCUCCUGGGACAAGCCCACCCCCGGCCACCUCCUCAGGGAUGACUCUGACCACUGAUCUGGACAACACUUCUCCUACUCUGACCACAGCUUUGUCCACCUCUACUCUGGAAAUAACCUCAAAUGCUAUUUCUACAGCCCCUUCAACAUCUCAGGCAACCACUUUGGUCAUGUCUACCACCACGAUGGAAAGCUCCAGCACUGCUGCCCACUCAACGUCUCCUUCUGAGACAACAGCUGCACCUUCAUCCACCUUAACAAAAACACCUGCUCUUGAGACAACCUCCACAAUCCUCUCCACCAGAGCAGAAACCCCCAGCCCAGCUGCAGCAAGGACCACUGUGGUCACUUCCAGCCCUGGAACAUCUGCUGCUGUUCUUCUCAGCACCACAACUAUGGAGACAACAGCCUCUCCCACCACAGUUCUUGAAGAAACAUCCUCUUCUGCUCCUGGGACAAGGCCAUCUCCUGCCACCACCUCAGCGGUGACUCUGAGCACUGCUCUGGACAACACUUCUCCCACUCUGAGCACAGAUACACCUAUCUCUACUCUGGAAACCAUCUCCACUGCUACCUCCAGAGCCACCUCAGUCCCUGAGAAAACCACUGUGGCCACCUCCACCAUGAUAGAAACCUCUCCCAUGGCCAUCCAUUCCACAUCUGCUCCUGAGACGACAGCCUCACCCACUUCCAGUCCAACACAAAUCUCCCCUCUUGAGACAUCACCCACACUCCUCUCCACCACAGCAGAAACCUCCAGCCCAGGUGUUGAAACAACCACUAUGGUCAAUUCCAGUCCACCUGGAACAUCUGCUGCUGCUCUUCUCACCAUGAGUGCUAUGGAGACAGCAGCUUCUCCCACAUCGGUCCUUGCAAAAACAUUGUCCUCCACUCCUGGGACAAGGCCUCCUCCUGCCACCACCUCGGACACUACCCCAACCACUUCUCAGAGCAACACUUCUCCAACUUUGAUUGCAGCUACAGCCACCUCUACUCUGGAAACAACCUCCACUGUUACCACUAGAGCCACCUCGACCCCUCAAGCCACCACAGGGGCCAUCUCCACCACGACAGAAAGCACCCGCAUGGCUGCCCAGUCCACAUCCUCUCCUGAGAAUAGUGCUGCACCAUCUUCAAACCCCACACAAACACCUGCUCUUGAAACAACCUCCACACUCCUCUCCACCAGAAAAGAAAGGUCCAGUCCACCUGCUGAAAUGACCACUGUGAUCACUUCCAGCCCACUUGGAAAAUCUGCUGCUGCUCUUCUCACCACCACAGUUAUGGAGACAACAACCUCUCAUCCAUUGGUCUUUGCAGAAAAAUCCAGCUCUGCUCCUGGGACAAGAUCACCUCCUGUCACCACCUCGGGGACUGCCCUAGAUGGCACUUCCCAAGUUCUGGCAGCUUCUACAGCCACCUCUACUCUGGAAAAAACCUCCUCUGUUACCACUAGAACCACCUCGACACCUCAGGCAACCACUGCAGACAUCUCCACCAUGAUGGAAACCUCCCCCGUAGCUGCCCACUCCACAUCUCCUCCUGAGAUGACAGCUGCACUCUCAUCUACUCCAACACAAACACCUGCUCUUGAAACAACCUCCACACCCCUGUCCACCAGAGCAGAAACCUCCAGCCCAGCUCCUGCGACAAACACCAUGGUCCCUUCCAGCUCACCUGAAACAUCUGCUGCUGUUCUUCUCAGCACCACUGCUAAGGAGUCAACAGCCUCUCCCACCACAAUCCUUGGAGAAACAGUCUCCUCUGCUCCUCAGACAAGCCCACAUCCUGCCACCACCUCAGUGGUGACUCUGAGCACUGCUCUGGACACUUCCCCACCUGUGACCACAGCUAAACCCACCUCUGCUUUGGCAAAAAUGUUCACUGCCGCUACUACAGCCACCUCAACCCCUGCGGCAACAACUGUGGCCAUCUCCCCCAUGAUGGAAACCUCCAUCUCAGCCGCCAAGUCCACGUCUCCUCUUGAGACUACAGCUGCGCCGUCGUCCACUCCAACGAAAACGCCUGAUCUUGAGACAACCUCCACAAUCCUCUCCACCAGAGCAGAAACCUCCAGCGCAGAUCCUGAACAAACCACCAUGGUAACUUCCAGCUCUAGUAGAACAUCUACUGCUGCUCUUCUCAGCAGCACAGCUAAGAAGACAACAGCUUCUCCCACCACGGUCCUUAUAGAAACAUUCACCACUGCUCCUGGGACAAGCCCACCCCCGGCCACCUCCUCAGGGAUGACUCUGACCACAGAUCUGGACAACACUUCUCCUACUCUGACCACAGCUUUGUCCACCUCUACUCUGGAAACAACCUCAAAUGCUAUUUCUACAGCCACUUCAACAUCUCAGGCAACCACUUUGGUCACGUCUACCACCACGAUGGAAACCUCCAGCACUGCUGCCCACUCAACGUCUCCUUCUGAGACAACAGCUGCACCUUCAUCCGCCUUAACAAAAACACCUGCUCUUGAGACAACCUCCACGCUCCUCUCCACCAGAGCAGAAACCUCCAGCCCACCUGAUGCAAUGUCCACUGUGGUCACUUCCAGCCCUGGAACAUCUGCUGCUGUUCUUCUCAGCACCACAACUAUGGAGACAACAGCCUCUCCCACCACAGUUCUUGAAGAAACAUCCUCUUCUGCUCCUGGGACAAGGCCAUCUCCUGCCACCACCUCAGCGGUGACUCUGAGCACUGGUCUGGACAACACUUCUCCCACUCUGAGCACAGAUACACCUAUCUCUACUCUGGAAACCAUCUCCACUGCUACCUCCAGAGCCACCUCAGUCCCUGAGAAAACCACUGUGGCCACCUCCACCAUGAUAGAAACCUCUCCCAUGGCCAUCCAUUCCACAUCUGCUCCUGAGACGACAGCCUCACCCACUUCCAGUCCAACACAAAUCUCUGCUCUUGAGACAUCACCCACACUCCUCUCCACCACAGCAGAAACCUCCAGCCCAGGUGUUGAAACAACCACUAUGGUCAAUUCCAGCCCACGUGGAACAUCUGCUGCUGCUCUUCUCACCAUGAGUGCUAUGGAGACAGCAGCUUCUCCCACAUCGGUCCUUGCAAAAACAUUGUCCUCCACUCCUGGGACAAGGCCUCCUCCUGCCACCACCUCGGACACUACCCCAACCACUUCUCAGAGCAACAUUUCUCCAACUUUGAUUGCAGCUACAGCCACCUCUACUCUGGAAACAACCUCCACCGUUACCACUAGAGCCACCUCGACCCCUCAAGCCACCACAGGGGCCAUCUCCACCACGACAGAAAGCACCCGCAUGGCUGCCCAGUCCACAUCCUCUCCUGAGAAUAGUGCUGCACCAUCUUCAAACCCCACACAAACACCUGCUCGUGAAACAACCUCCACACUCCUGUCCACCAGAGCAGAAACCUCCAGCCCAGCUCCUGCGACAAACACCACAGUUCCUUCCAGCUCACCUGAAACAUCUGCUGCUGUUCUUCUCAGCACCACUGCUAAGGAGUCAACAGCCUCUCCCACCACAAUCCUUGGAGAAACAGUCUCCUCUGCUCCUCAGACAAGCCCACAUCCUGCCACCACCUCAGUGGUGACUCUGAGCACUGCUCUGGACACUUCCCCACCUGUGACCACAGCUAAACCCACCUCUGCUUUGGCAAAAAUGUCCACUGCCACUGCUACAGCCACCUCAACCCCUGCGGCAACAACUGUGGCCAUCUCCCCCAUGAUGGAAACCUCCAUCUCAGCCGCCAAGUCCACGUCUCCUCUUGAGACUACAGCUGCGCCCUCGUCCACUCCAACGAAAACGCCUGAUCUUGAGACAACCUACACAAUUCUCUCCUCCAGGGCAGAAACCUCCAGCCCAGGUCCUGAAGAAACCACCAUGAGCAGAAACCUCCAGCCCAGCUGCAGCAAGGACCACUGGUGUCACUUCCAGCCCACCUGCAACAUCUGCUACUGCUCUUCUAACCACCACAGCUAUGGAGACAACGGUCUCUCCCACCACGGACCUCGCAGAAACAUCCUCGUCUGCUCCCGGGACAAGCCCACCUCCUGCCACCACCACAGUUUCUACCAUCACCACUCCUCUGGUGAACACUUCCCAAACCCCAACCAGAGCUACGCCCACCUCUGA
Messenger RNA from Cuculus canorus (common cuckoo), 13524 nucleotides. Its product is annotated as mucin-19-like. NCBI's taxonomy places the organism in Eukaryota, Metazoa, Chordata, Aves, Cuculiformes, Cuculidae. Bases 1 to 13524 code for a protein of 4507 amino acids. The transcript has 2 exons. The record is from RefSeq and is a predicted model, not a curated record.